UGCACCUGCACACAUUUGCCUGUUCUGGGAUAUUCCAGGAUGCAAAAAUCGAGUAAGGUUAAGGAUGAGUCUGCAUUCUAUCACAGCACUUUGUGUGCAGGGUCCUGACUAGACACUCAAGAGGAGGCGUAAAAGGAGAAAACAUAAUCCCCCAAUAUGGAGAAAUCUCCUCCAAGUAGGGAGACAGGCGGACGGGUGGGAAACACCCAGCAAACAUCCACAGAGUAGCAUGUCAUCAGUGCCUAGUAGUGCUGCAUUUAUCCCGAGGGGACACAAGAGGUAGGAGUAUGUGUAUGUGUGGAGGAUAAUCAUAAAGGUAAUCUGAAGGGGGUGAAUACUGGAUCAUCUUGGCAAAGUGAGAGACAGUAGAGUAAGAGGAACACAGGGUGUAACCUAACAAUUGCUGUGCAGAGAGGAGGAGGGAAGCCACUGAGUCAGGCUGAGCUAAGAGUAGACAGGUCUUUUGAAAGGCUUUGAAUGUUAGGUGAGAUUCUGUAGGGUGAGCGAUAGGGAGCCACCACUAAUUCUCAAGGAAGGGUUUGGAUCCUUGCUGAUUUUACCACAUGGGAAGCAGGGAAUAUGCUGAGUGAAAAAAACAGACUGCUUCCUUGUGGCAAGGACAGUGCUGAGGGUGACUGAAGAGCAGAAUGGACCCAGUCCUGGCUCUGUCCCUGACCACGGUGGAGCCUGGGACUGAUAAUUUCCCUUAGUUUUCUCAUCUGAAAAAGGAAAUUCCCUUGGGUGGUCGCCAGAGUCCCCUCCAUCUCUGACAUUCUGUGUUCUCUGAAUAACUCCUAGGCCUUACCAGUGGCUGUGUUUUGUGGGACCUGCCAAGACCAUCAAGUCAAUAAAUACUAACACCUUCUAUGUUCCAAUCUGUGGCAGUGAGGAAAAUACAGUGGGGCUAGGAGAUGAGGGUGAGCCAAAACAGACCAAGUCCCUGCCCCUUUAAAUGUAAGAUCUGGUGGAGGCAGCAGAUAUUUCAUUGACCUUAAGACUCACAUUUUAACAUUUCUUGUCAAGACCUCUUAAAAUCGUUGGAGUAUCAUAAUUUAAGUGGUGGCAUUUGUUUUUUUUUAGUGGCCACAUAAAAUAAUGGGACAGUCAGCACCAUGGGAGUAACUGUAAACUUCCAGUGGGUAAUUGCUAAAGGGAAGGGUGCGUGGUACACGAGCCUGUAAAAGAGGGCUCUGACUUAAGCCUAGACCACUGGCCUGGGAGGAAGCCUUUCCUGAGGAAGUAAUGGCUGGUAGAUGUGAGACCUGUAGGCUAGGUGUAUAGGGUCGGCAGGAAGUUGUGGCAGGCAGAGAUGAAGGCCAGAGGUGGGAGAACUGGGAGAUGGUGAGUGUGGCGAGAGCACACACUCAGGAACUCAACAUGGAUGAAGCUGGCAAGGCAGUUGAGAAGCAGACUUCCCACAGCCUUCCAGGCCUUGGGGAGGAGUUUUGGUCUCUACCGUCAGGACAGUGGGAGCCAUUGAAGAAUUUUAAGCAGGGAGUGACAUGAUCUGAGGUGCAUUUUGAUGAGCUUGUUGUGGAUGUGGGGAGACUACUACAGAAGGUCAAAUGAAAACGAGAGAGGGGUGGGCAGAUUCAAGAAAUGUGUACAAGGUACAAUUAGCAGGACUCAGUGACGUAUUGACAAGAGGGAGGUGUGGAGAAUGACUCACCAGUUUCUAUCUUAGACAGCUGUAUGGACUGUGGUGCCAGCCUCAGAUGGGCAACUCUGGAACCUGGUAGGACCCAGAGAGAUGGUUUUGUAGCAUCUGGGAGGUCAGAGAGGAUCCUAAGGCAGCUUGAAGUGGUCGGUUCCCGAUUCUGGUCCCCGGCCCCCAGCAGCGCCUGCCCCCUUCCCACCGGGGCCCCCCAUGAUGCCACCACCCUUCAUGCCCCCUCCAGGAAUUCCCCCACCCUUUCCUCCGAUGGGACUACCCCCCAUGAGUCAGAGACCACCAGCCAUCCCCCCGAUGCCGCCUGGCAUCAUGCCCCCAAUGCUUCCACCAAUGGGGGCGCCACCACCACUCACGCAGAUACCAGGAAUGGUACCUCCCAUGAUGCCAGGAAUGCUGAUGCCAGCGGUGCCUGUCACUGCAGCGCUGCUGUGGCUGGGACAGGCCCUCCGAGGGCCCUGUGGAGUGAGCAUGUGGCUCCUGACGGACGCGUCUACUACUACAAUGCUGACGACAAGCAGUCUGUGUGGGAGAAGCCCAGCGCUCUCAAGUCCAAGGCAGAGUUGCUGCUGUCCCAGUGCCCCUGGAAAGAGUACAAGUCAGACACGGGCAAACCUUACUACUAUAACAACCAGAGUAAGGAGUCUCGCUGGACCCGGCCCAAGGACCUGGAUGACCUGGAGGCUCUAGUCAAACAAGAGGCUGCAGGGAAACAGCCGCAGCAGCCCCAGAUCUUGCAGCCGCAGCCACCUCAGCCCCAGCCUGAGCCCCCACCUGGGCCGCCCGGUCCCACCCCUGUGCCCCUGGGCCUUCUAGAGCCUGAGCCAGGUGGGAGUGAAGAUUGUGAUAUGUCAGAGGCCGCCCAGCCUGUGGAGCAGGGUUUUCUGCAGCAGCCGGAGGAGGGCCCCAGCAGUGCUGCUGGACAGCAUCAGCCGCCACAGCAGGAGGAAGAGGAAUCAAAGCCAGAACCAGAGAGGUCUGGCCUCAGUUGGAGCAACCGGGAGAAGGCAAAGCAGGCCUUCAAGGAGCUGCUGAGGGACAAGGCUGUCCCCUCCAAUGCCUCGUGGGAACAGGCCAUGAAGAUGGUGGUCACCGACCCCCGUUACAGUGCCUUGCCCAAACUGAGUGAGAAAAAGCAGGCGUUCAAUGCCUACAAGGCGCAGCGGGAGAAGGAGGAGAAGGAAGAGGCCCGGCUAAGGGCCAAGGAGGCCAAGCAGACCUUGCAGCAUUUCCUGGAGCAGCACGAACGCAUGACCUCUACCACCCGCUACCGGCGGGCAGAACAGACCUUUGGGGAGCUGGAGGUGUGGGCUGUGGUCCCUGAGAGGGAUCGAAAAGAGGUUUAUGAUGAUGUCCUCUUCUUCCUGGCCAAGAAGGAGAAGGAACAGGCCAAGCAGCUCCGGCGCCGCAACAUCCAGGCCCUGAAGAGCAUCCUGGAUGGGAUGAGUAGUGUCAACUUCCAAACUACAUGGUCCCAGGCCCAGCAGUACCUCAUGGAUAACCCCAGCUUUGCUCAGGACCACCAGCUGCAGAACAUGGACAAGGAAGAUGCACUGAUCUGCUUUGAGGAGCACAUCCGAGCAUUGGAGAGGGAGGAGGAGGAGGAGCGGGAGCGGGCCCGCCUUCGGGAGCGGCGUCAGCAACGCAAGAACCGGGAGGCCUUCCAGACCUUCCUGGAUGAGCUGCACGAGACAGGGCAGCUGCACUCUAUGUCCACCUGGAUGGAGCUGUACCCAGCGGUCAGCACUGAUGUCCGCUUUGCCAACAUGCUGGGCCAGCCGGGCUCCACCCCUCUGGACUUGUUCAAGUUCUAUGUGGAGGAGUUGAAGGCACGAUUCCAUGAUGAGAAGAAGAUCAUUAAGGACAUCCUUAAGGACCGGGGCUUCUGCGUGGAGGUGAACACAGCCUUUGAGGACUUCGCCCACGUCAUAAGCUUUGACAAGAGGGCUGCUGCGCUGGACGCGGGCAACAUCAAGUUGACCUUCAAUAGUCUGCUGGAGAAGGCAGAGGCGCGGGAGAGAGAGCGGGAGAAGGAGGAGGCGCGAAGAAUGCGGCGCAGGGAAGCUGCCUUCCGAAGCAUGCUGAGACAGGCCGUGCCUGCCCUGGAGCUGGGCACUGCCUGGGAAGAGGUCCGUGAGCGCUUUGUGUGCGACUCAGCCUUUGAGCAGAUCACCCUGGAGUCGGAGCGGAUCCGGCUCUUCCGCGAGUUCCUGCAGGUACUGGAGACUGAAUGCCAGCAUCUCCACACCAAAGGCCGAAAACAUGGCAGAAAGGGCAAGAAGCACCAUCGGAAGCGUUCCCACUCUCCCUCAGGCUCGGAGUCAGAAGAGGAGGAGCUGCCCCCGCCAUCUCUCCGACCCCCAAAGCGGAGAAGGCGGAACCCCUCGGAAUCAGGCUCUGAGCCCUCUUCCUCGCUUGAUUCGGUUGAAAGUGGGGGUGCUGCCCUUGGAGGACGGGGCUCCCCAUCUUCUCGCCUUCUCCUUGGAUCAGAUCAUGGCCUUAGGAAAGCCAAGAAACCAAAAAAGAAAACUAAGAAGAGAAGACACAAGUCGAACAGUCCUGAGAGCGAGACAGACCCUGAGGAGAAAGCUGGCAAGGAGAGUGAUGAGAAAGAACCAGAACAGGACAAGGAUAGGGAGCUGCGGCGGGCGGAACUCUCUAACCGCUCCCCAGGUUUUGGAAUCAAGAAGGAGAAGACGGGCUGGGACACGUCGGAAAGUGAGCUGAGCGAGGGUGAGCUGGAAAGGCGGCGGCGGACACUCCUGCAGCAGCUGGAUGACCACCAGUGACCCGGCGAGCCACUCUGCCUCGGGUCUGUGUGAGGCCGUGGAUCCUCGGUCACCCUCACUGUCUGCACUAGACUCCUUUCUUAGUCUGGUCUGUGUCCACUUUUCCUCAAGUAGCCCCGCCCCCAACGCACCACGGCUGGCACCUCCUCAGGUUGCUCGUGGUAUUCCAGGGUCCUCCACUUCCCAGGCAACUAGCGCGGUCCUUGCCCUCAGCCCCAGACCAGAGAUUGGGAUGCCAUGUGGAGCGGGUGGUGCCAGUAGAGAAAAUGUGAGAAGGGGCCUCUAGGGAAGAAUGACAGGUUGGUGACAGGCGGGGUCCUUAGCCUCUAGCAUCAGUGCCUGCUCCUGCCUGCCUGGGCCCUUGGGCUCCACCACUCCUUCCUUCAGCCCCGGGACCCAGUGUAUGUGUGUUUUGUUUUGUUUUGUUUUUGUUUUUUAAAUAAUAUUUAUAACAUGG
Molecule: messenger RNA, 4915 nt
Organism: Lutra lutra (Eurasian river otter)
Lineage: Eukaryota; Metazoa; Chordata; Mammalia; Carnivora; Mustelidae
Gene: PRPF40B
Product: pre-mRNA processing factor 40 homolog B
Exons: 25
Coding region: 1693-4458 (921 amino acids)
Biological process (GO): mRNA cis splicing, via spliceosome
Cellular component (GO): U1 snRNP; U2-type prespliceosome
Molecular function (GO): protein binding; RNA binding
Source: RefSeq, a predicted model, not a curated record